Messenger RNA from Ostrea edulis (European flat oyster), 1401 nucleotides. RefSeq lists its product as uncharacterized. The coding region runs from base 1 to 1326 and encodes 441 amino acids. The transcript has a single exon. NCBI's taxonomy places the organism in Eukaryota, Metazoa, Mollusca, Bivalvia, Ostreida, Ostreidae. The record is from RefSeq and is a predicted model, not a curated record.
AUGGCGUCUUACAGUGGAGUCGAAGUGUUCGAGGACGACAGGAUUAUCGUCCCAAUCUCGUGUGAUGACCGAACAUAUAUGAAUGUCUUCGAAAGGGAUAUUUUAAAGGCUUUCUUUACAAGUAUGCUGCUGGAUGUUGAUCCUAUGCCUCUUAUUGACUGUAUGUGUAAACGUGGGUAUAUUUCUGAGGCGUGUUUUGAUUUAAUCAACGUAAAACGUGAAAAAUCGCCAUUUCUGUUUUCAUAUGAAAUCCUUGCAAACGAGGUUGCAAAACGUUAUCCAUUAAAAACAUUCGUCUUCAUCCUGUAUUGUGUAGAAUUCAUACAGUUGGCUAACGAUCUUAUUUCAUACUACAAGGAGUACAAUCGUACUAAACUUGUACAGGAAGUAGCGCGUGCCGCUGUAGGUGACAGAAGGCCAAUACAACAGUACUUUAAAUUCAUCAAGAAACAAGUUCACGAAUUCACAUUUAAAAAUCCGCAGGGCGAUUUAUCUUUGAUAGGCGCUAGACUGAGACAACGCAUAGAAAUGGAAGAAAAUGAGGCCAAAAGGCAGCACAUGAAUGACCGGUAUAUUGCGCUAAAAGCUGCAGAAAUAGACGCCCUCACAAACAAGACCGACGAUAUUGAUCCUUAUGGAGGGGCGUUCAAAGACAUUGAAGACGUUCUCGACGAAAGCAGCAAUCCAAAUAUAUCUAGGGUCCUUUUGUAUGGACGUAAAGCAGACGUUUUGUCCUCUCUUGGAAAACAAGACGAAGGAAGAUGCAUGUUGCAAGAGGGGUUUUCAUGUGCCAAUGCGACGGACACCUGCAUCGAAUCAAUAGACAUGAUCUACAAGAGCGUUGUUUUUCGUCUUUCUGAAUUAGAGGAGCAUCCAUCCGAGAAAAUAAAGAAACUGCUACUGGCUGAGGCAAGUCGGGGUAUCCAAGACCUUAGCAGGGAAGAUGAGGAUGUGAAAAUAUUCUGGAGGAGGCUUUUUAUAUUGAGAAUGAUCUACUGUCAUUUAGGUAUUGGAAAACGCUGCAGGAUGAUACCAUGUUAUGAAGUUUCCGUGGAAUCUGUGAAAGAGGCAGAACGACUUCUUUUAUUGGAUCCUUUGGACGAAUUGGAACAUCGUCGCCAAAUGAUGUACGGUGUCGCCAAAGCUCGUUUAAUGGAGCUCAAGGGUGACAUGUCCUCUGCCUUGACAUUCAUAUCUAAAGCAGUGGAGAUUGCUAAGGAAGGAAAAUACAAUGAAAUGCCAAUGAUUUGUCAUUAUCUUUCACAUCUUACACAGUUAAAGGCCACAGAACAGCUGAAUAUGGAAAAUAACAAUUCUUGUGUGUGAAACCCAUUACUUCAUGGGCAUCUAAACGAAUGCAUAUGUAUGCUUUCCUUCAAUGAAAUAUAUUCAUAAUGCUAA